This is a messenger RNA of Pisolithus orientalis, 2743 nucleotides long. Its product is annotated as heterokaryon incompatibility protein-domain-containing protein. The record is from RefSeq and is a predicted model, not a curated record. The transcript has 4 exons. NCBI's taxonomy places the organism in Eukaryota, Fungi, Basidiomycota, Agaricomycetes, Boletales, Pisolithaceae. The coding region runs from base 157 to 2658 and encodes 833 amino acids.
CUGAAGCACUGAAUAUUCUCGAUCAUAAGCUCGCGUAGACCGGAUAACAAAUAAUAUACCGACCCAUGGUUGCCGAUCAGCCUUCCAUUUUUCGUUCGUCUUGCUCGUCACCUUUCCAAUUACCCUGUGGGUUAGGACCUGCUCGGACACUAGAGGAUGAAGUUACUAGAUGUGAAAACAGUUCUCGACAGAGAAAAGAACAUCCAAAAGCCCGAAUCUAAUUCUGAAUAUGAGGUCAUGAAGUACCGAGAUGACGAAACAACAAAAUAUGCCAUACUGUCCCAUCGGUGGGGAAUCGAGGUUGACUACGAAGAGAUGACUGGACUCAUGAAGAUGGAGGGGCGGAAGAGGGACGAAGUCAGGCAACGCGACGGCUACCAGAAGAUUAUCAAGAGUUGCGAGCAGGCCAUGAAGGACGGCUAUGAGUGGUUGUGGAUCGAUACAUGCUGCAUCGACAAGCGGAGCAGUUCGGAGUUGUCAGAGGCCAUUAAUUCAAUGUACCGAUGGUACCGAAACGCACACGUGUGCCAUGCAUACCUCCACGACGUUGAUGAGUCGACCUUUCCUACGAGACCAGCUAACAAGUUCAGCAAGUCCAACGGUUGGCCUGAAUGGUUCAUGCGAGGUUGGACACUGCAGGAGCUCGUCGCGCCGAAGCAACUCGAAUUUUUCAACAAAAAUUGGGUGCGUAUCGGCAACAAACGUCGCCUGGCCCCCAUGUUGGAGGACAUCACACGAAUUCCGAUUGAAGUUUUGAGAGAUGGUCUGGGCGGCGCGAAGAAUCUCGGUGUCGCACAAAUUAUGUCGUGGGCAGCAGACCGGAAGACGACGCGCGUGGAAGAUCGGGCCUAUUCCUUGCUGGGUCUAUUCGACGUCAGCAUGCCAAUGUUGUAUGGCGAGGGCAAAAAGGCGUUCCACCGACUUCAGCUGGAAAUUAUCCGCACAUCCAGCGAUCAAAGCAUAUUCGCAUGGGAUCCACGGACGCCACGACCAGGCAGUGUCCUGGCUGAUGAUCCAAGUGACUUUCGGGAUUGUCGUCACAUCGAGCCACUUGGACCCGGCGAGUUCGCCGACAGACUGGUGGAAUACAUCGAAGACAAUGAACUUGGCAAGCAGCAUACAUCCCGCAAGUUCUCAAUCAACCCCAUACAUCGGCAUAGACUCGCACAGCUGAGGCUGCGUGCCCGCACGCUUAGCCAACAACUUCGCACAUUUUCGGUCAGCAAUGCGGGUAUUCAAGUGUGGCUGCCCGUCGUGCCCUACGACGACUCUCCCUCUCACUGCAGGGCCAUAUUGGCCUGCAGCCGUAUUAAAGGUUACCAUCCUCAUGGUCUGAUUACCAUCGAUUUGGCGUCUUCUGGAUCCAGCUUUGACAGGAUUUUUGACAGUACAGGGGUUCACAAGACUUAUCCUGAAUUCAGGACACUCCAUCUUACUCAUCAUCAGGAUGUCAAUCACAUACACCAUCAUUUCACACUCGAUGACAAGAAUGCCAUGUACUAUGGAUUCACUCACUGUGGCACCUUCCCGCGCGAGUCUGUAGGCAAUAUGGUCACACUCUCAUCCCUUACAGAUGAUCUCGUCAUCGUAGUUUAUGCUAACGACGAUGCAAGAUAUCGCUUUGCCGUUGCUCUCGGUUACUACCUCGGCCAAGGAUGGGUGCACAUCGUAUGUGACGAACGCCUGGAAAAACAAGAGGUCAACGGGACACCAUGGCUGGACUUCGCCAAGUUAACAUACGAUCGGAUGUGGAAAGCACGUGCAGAGCUUGCCCAAAGUAUGCCCAAUCCCAUUGAAGUGUAUGCCACAUACGAUACCAACACUGUCAUCAAGCAUGCCCACCUUCCCCGAUCAAUAUGGGCCGCAAGGGUGCUGUGGGGUAGGUGGGGAACAGACAAAUUUCAAGUAACGGUUGACGUUGACCAAUGUGCUGGUUGCUGUCAUGGGCCACAUGGAUGGACGACCACGUCUGUUCGUAGAUUUUCCUUUAUGCGUGUGAAAUUAAUGACUGUAUUGCCACAGGACGACUGGGAUGGCCUUGAUGUGCCAGGGCUUAUGAGCGUGGUUUCCCAUUCCCAUAGGUUGAAACUGGAUGGGUGGUGGGUGUGGCUUGACAAGCAUGCUGGCCAAAAGAUUGUGCUAGGUGAUUAUGGCGACUAUUCCGAUGGCAAUUUCAAAUGUGAUGGCAAUAUAUUUGAGGAUAUGCGGGCACUUGGCAUCGAUUCCAUGGAUCCGGUUUAUCACCCAGUGGUCUCCCGUGUAUCUGGUGACCAGUUUUAUUGGCAUGAAUUUCGAGAUCAGAAUGACCAUGACUUGCCAUAUGACGACGACCGCAAAGAGCUGGAGCUGAAUCGACUGAAGGGUUACUCCCUUCCUGCCAAUCAACAUUUCGUGCUGCUACUGAAGGCCUACUGUACCCGCCUUGCAGGCAAAUAUUUAGUGAUUACAAUCAUACAACACUCCGACGUCCCCCUCAGAAUUGGGUGUAGGGCAAAACGAAGGGAUUCGGGAGGCGAGUUGGCACCGAACAAUGUCAACCAUUUCGCAGACCUGACCCCCUUUUACACUGUCGCGAGCCCGCAGGCUUGGAGAAGAGAUCCUGCCUGCACACGGAGAAGGGAACUGUUCAAAACUAUCCGGUACGUCCAUUAUAAUUGAUUUCAGCGUCACUGAUGUUAUGUUUUGGAAUGUAGGGAACAUUUCUACACUCUGGUGAAUAUGAUACCUCCUCUUACCAUCCUUG